CUGACUAGCGAAGUAGUGAGUACUGAGUAGUGACUACUGAAGUACUGACUAGUGACUGUACUGUAUAUUACGGUCCGCAGCUGAAGAUACGGUGAUGUUGAUCCUUGAUGGCGUAUGCUAUACAACUGUCAGUCGUACUAUAGUAUAGUAUACUGAAUUGUCCGUAUUGUUGCUGUAUAGAAAUCAAAUUUAUCGUUCAAUGCCAUAGUGUGCUUUAUGUGUUGCCCUACGCACUUUCGCCACCCGUUUUCCACGUGUCCGUAUUUCGGACACUGACAAAGUCACAACGAUUAUGGCCGACACAGACGCCACCGGACGUGGUCGACCACGUGAUAUUGACCACCGCAGCCGGCCUUAUACUGAUCGUCGUCGAAGCCGACACAAUACCAACCGCCGUGGCCGAUACGAUGCCGACCGCCACGGCCGACACCAUACUGACCGCCGCAGACGAAUCGAUGCCGACCGCCGCAAUCCGUUUGACGUUGACACCGAUCGAUUUAUUAGACAGUCAGAUACCGACCGUCACAAACCGUCUUCGAACUUCGACGUCCGCACACAUAAUGAACAUGUAAAUAAUGUUAGAGAUAAAUAUACUUCAAGGCCUAACAUUAUUCAAAAAAGUAGACGCUGCCCACAUCGUCAAAGUUAUAAUCAAAAUGUUUCAUUCAAACCAUACAACUAUGGAGAUAAAACUAUUUGUAAAAACUGGGACAAUAAAACCGGCUUAGUUCAUAAUCAAUUAGAUGUUGAACUUUCAAAACAUAAUAGAUCAUCCAGAAAUAAUUUUCAUCAAAGGAAUCAUAGCCGUGGUGGUAAUAACAGCUUCAAAAACUCUUCUUGCUCUGUAAAAGAAAGCUUAACUGGUUGGUAUUCAAUAAUUGUGACAAAUGCAGAAGAAUUUGAUGAAGUAUUGAAAAAAAUUAAAAUUCAUAUAUCACCAGUAUUAUUUUAUCCAUACAAUAAACACUAUUCUGAUAAUUCAUUAAGAUUUCUUGUUGAUGACUAUAAAGUUGCUAUAGCAUUGCAUAAUACUAGCCGUAAGAUAACACAAAGAGAUGAUCGAAAAUUGGUUAUAAAGGUCUUACCAUAUAUUCCCAAAAGAAGUCUUCUAUCAUUCACACCAGUAUCCAGUGAAGUUAAAGAGAAAAUUAUGGAGGCAAUGGUGAUUCGUUACAAUUCUAGUACCAGGAGUUUAGAUUUGUCACAAUUCUAUGCUUCUUCAUUGUUUACCAAUAAUCAACUAUUUGUACCAUUAAAUCGACCUGCCAUUCUUUUAGCAGCACUCAAUAUGGCUGCUCAAUAUACCAAGCAUGACUUAUAUUGUUUGAAUCUUGCCAAAAAUUACAUAUAUUUAGGUGAAGGGCUUACAUGGAUACGUAGAUUGUUCCCUGAACUGAAAGUGUUAGAUUUAUCUGAUAACAAAUUGUCUGAUUUAAAUGAACUAAGGAGUCUAUUGGGCUAUACAAUUGAAGUACUCCAUUUAUCCAGAAAUCCAGUAUGCAAUUUAAUGGACAAAGAUUAUUACAGACGGGAUAUACAAAAAUUAUUUCCUAUGCUAAUCGAGUUGGAUAAUUUACAUUUGCCUCCUUUGUCCGUUGUUAGUAAGUUGAAAAUGCUAAUCAACCUGGGAAAUAGUUACCCAAUACUUCAGUAUGACUGCAACUUAAUACAAUCAAAUCCAUUGAUGACUUUAGUAGAAUUAUUCCUAAAAAAAUACUAUGAACAGUAUGAUCAUAAAUUAUCCAGACAAACGGUAUUAGAAGCCUAUCAUGAAAAUGCCACGUUUUCAUUAUCCAGUUGUUUACUAAAAAAAUAUAACCCAGGUAGUCUGGCAGAUUACAUGCCAAAAAGUCGAAAUUUAUUGAUAUCUAACCAAAAUAAAAACAGCUUUAUAUUCAAAGGUAAUGCAAAUAUUAUAGGCAUUUUAGAAAAAUUACCCAAAACAAAACACGACUUUGGCUCGUUCAUAAUUGAUGUACCAUUUGCAAGUUCUGCAAUGAUUCAGGUUGUAGUGAACGGUGUGUUUGCUGAAGAAUUUAAUGAAAAUCACAAUUAUCAAGUAUUUCGAUCAUUUUGUAGGACAUUUUGUUUGGUUCCUGCUGUAAAUGGUUGGAUUAUAUUAAGUGACAUGAUGUUUGUAACAUUAGUCACCUCUGAGUUAGCGACAGAAUCAACCAAACGGUUCUAUAUUUUUAAGCCAACAAUGACGGAUAAUACAUGUAAUAGAAACAGCUUACAAACGACCAUAGAGGAUACAUUGCCUGAUGUAUUAUCAACUUUAGUUUUCAAGACAGCCAUACCCAACUGUUCAUCAUCAAUAUCUCAUUUAUUCAAACAACUCUCUCCACCGUCAUCACCUAAGAAACCUCAGCAUACAUUAGAUUCUCAAUCAAAUUUUCAGUCAUCUGUUAUUCAGAACUCACAAUCAUCUGACCAGCAACAGAAUCACCCUACAACAGCAACAGCUGAUAUUCUAUUAAAUUCCCAACAGUUAAAUUCAUCAUGUCCUAUAUCCAAUUCUAAAUUACCAUUUCCAAUACCCAACACAAAACCAAUAGAGACAACGUCAACCCAAAUGCAUUUAAAUUCUUCUAGUAAUCAUAUUGAAAAUUCUAAUAAUGAAUUGUUAAUGAUCAAGAGGUUUUCAAAAGAGUCUGGAAUGAAUGAUAAAUGGUCAAAAAAGUGUUUAGUUGAAAAUAAUUGGGAUUUUUCCAAAGCUACAUUGUGUUAUUUAAAACUGAAAUCAAAUAUUCCUUCAGUAGCCUAUAAACAUUAA
This is a messenger RNA of Diuraphis noxia (Russian wheat aphid), 2776 nucleotides long. Its product is annotated as nuclear RNA export factor 1-like. Gene Ontology annotation, biological process: poly(A)+ mRNA export from nucleus. Lineage: Eukaryota; Metazoa; Arthropoda; Insecta; Hemiptera; Aphididae. The record is from RefSeq and is a predicted model, not a curated record. Gene Ontology annotation, molecular function: protein binding; RNA binding. Gene Ontology annotation, cellular component: nucleus; cytoplasm.